Messenger RNA from Prorocentrum cordatum, 914 nucleotides. NCBI's taxonomy places the organism in Eukaryota, Dinophyceae, Prorocentrales, Prorocentraceae. The record is from the annotation of a GenBank genome assembly.
UGAGAAUAAAUAGUUGGGAAUGAAUGGUAGUUGCCGCUAGCCCCAGGCGGUGGGCCACUAGGGGAAUCUCCUGGCUCGCCGACCGGUUGGGAGGUCAUAGCCACCCAGCAGCAGUCCGUAUCUUUUAACCGACCCCUCCGUAACUAUUUUGGCUGAGUUCAACAGCCCUUGUCCGGCAUCCCGCGCAGAACGGCACGAUUGUCCGGCACCAUGCCGGUAUCGGGCGUCCUCGGUCUGUUUUUUGCGGCUCUCUUCGGCAGCGCAUCUGCAUGGCCGUUCAGUGGAGCGUCCGCCACGACGCUUGGAAGGAUCAGGCUGCGGGUGGACCCUCUCGGGAUACACUCUUUCGCGCUGUACGGCGUUCCAGAUCCCAGCAGGAUGGAGCACGACAUAUUCUGGGCCAUCACGAAUCCAGGCGAGAUGGCGCCAGUCGAGGUGGACGCUAACAGCUCGUUUGUUUUACGAACUACGGACAUGACGUUCCGUACCAUAAUAUUCGCGGACAUGAACCACGACCUACGUACCAAGGCUCUGCAUCCAUGGAAAAUAUGUUUCUCCAACCCGAUGGUUGAUUCUGGUGCGAAAAUUGAGCUCAAGCACAGCACCUCUGGGUUCGUUUGGAUCGAAGAGGGCCAGCAAUUAUGCCAGGCGACGGACCACAGCCACGAUUUCGAGGUGCAUGACCGGGAUAGGGAGCCAAUAUUUACCAUCAAGGUCAGGGAUCCGAGGGGGGAGUUGUGAGGGAGAGGCCGUGGGUGUAGCCAGAGCAGCACGCAGGCUCCUCUUCUUCACGAGGAGCGUCGCACAACGCACAAGGCUGCGGUGCCGCGCUGUUUGCUCAGCUACGGCAGGAUGACGAAGAUCAUUUGCCCCGCUCACGCGUAUGUGAUAUACCACCCGCCGAGACCACACAA